CAGCCUUCCCUGUGGGGGAGCAGAAGUUCUCAGAGCAGCUGAGCCAAUGGGAGACAGACAAUUCAGUCAGCAGAAGUCAGAAAUGCUGAAAAACCUGUACUGACAGUCAGGGCGAGUUCCCUUACACAAGACACAAGAUACAGACACUGAAACUGGCUCCCAUUGUGGCGACGCUCAUGGAACACCUCAGAUCAUGCUCAUCAACGCAUUUCUAAUUUAGACACUUUCUAUUAAAUGACUUUAGACAUGGGGACUUACUCGGACCAGAGGGAAAGGUACAUGCAAAAUGGGCAUUCAGAAAACGGGAAGACCUCUGCUUUCCCUGACAUGGAGCUCCGGGAGGAAUGGCAGGAUGAGGAGUUCCCCAGACCUCUUCCUGAAGACACACAGAGUCCUGGAGAUGAAGAGGAAAGCCCUGGAACUGAGGGAAACAGGCCUGUCCCUCCAACUAGCCUGGCUCUUACUGGUAAUACCAUCAGGAAGAAACGACUAGUGGCGCCAACUCUUAGUUUAACACUGGACAAAACCUCUACUGACCGGAGCAUGAAAUCUGAUGAGUUUGAUGCUUCUGCCCUUUCACCAUCUCCUGAUGAUGACCUAGAGAUAGACAUUAACCUGGAGGCCUUAGAGACACCCUCAGACAGCGAGUCUUACAACUUUCCAGACAGCAUGCACGACUUAGAGUGGGAAGAUGAUCUUCCCAGGAUGGGCAAAGCAGCAAUCAGAAAAGCCAGUUUACUGGAGCACGCAGAGAUGGGACACCUGGACUUGGAUCAGGUGGACAGUAAUGGGCGACGAUGGAGACGAUUUCAUGUUGGCGGCCAAGACUACCAAGUCAACAUGAGCGUUCUGGAGCCAUACCUUCAGGUUCUUUCCCACGGAGGAUAUUUUGGGGACGGAUCGACAGCCAUCAUUAUGUUCACCUCCUGCUACCUUCCAGAAAAUACAACAGAACACUAUGAAUAUGUAAUGGACAAUCUCUUCAGGUACAUUAUUGGCACGUUGGACUUGAUGGUGUCUGAGAACUACAUAUUGGUGUAUUUGUGUGGAAUGGCUCCUCGCAAUAAGAUGCCUGGGAUUAAGUGGCUUCGACAGUGUUACAUGUCCAUCGACAGACGGUUAAGAAAAGACUUGAAAGGGCUUUUCGUGGUUCACCCAGCCUGGUACGUGAGAGCGUUAAUCACCGUCAUCAAACCCUUCAUCAGUGAGAAAUUCAGCAGGAAGAUGCGUUUCAUCCACAGCUUGCAGGAACUGGCAGAGUUUGUUCCUGUGGCCCAGCUGCAAAUCCCAGACUGCAUCAGACAGUAUGAUGAGCAGAUGAACAGGUGAAGGUUUGUGAUGGAAGGAGAGCAGAGGUGUACAUACUGUACAGACUUCACACUGGACUGGGGUGACUGACAUGCAUGUGAGAUUUGGAGCUGGCUGGGGUUAAAGGUCAAGCUUUAGGGCAAAUGCCCUAAUGACAGAAAAACAGCUUCCUGCCACACGGCUCUUUGAUGAAAUACAAAGACAGUGUUGUGCUUCAGAGAGACACAGCUGUGUCAUGCUGCAAGGUGGGUCAGGACAGUUCUGUUUGACGUCAUGGCUUUUAGACUGUUACACAAAAACAGACAAACUUGUUAUGUUUCGCAAACUGUAGAGAAUCACAUUAAUUGAUAAUAAUUAAUUUUCACAAAACUUAUUAUGUUUAGGCAUGAGAAAUACUUCUAUUUAAACAUUUCAUUUUUGCCUUACAGCGAACAUACCCAAAUUAGGAUAAAUAUUAGUUUGAAUAUUUGCACUAAAUGGAUCCAAAAUAUUGUACGUUAUCUGAAACCUGUAGAAACCAACAAAUGUAUAUGGUUCAAACUACUAUCUGGCUGUUUUUAUAAGUCUUGUAAAGUGGUACUGAUUUUAUUUUAUUGAAAUUGUUUUUAUAUAUUCUGUAAAAUGCAUUGUAGUUGAGGGUUUAAUCACGUGUGAAAGUUUUUAGCACAGAUGCAGCAAUGCUCAAACUUAUUGCAAAAUCAGAACGCUAUUAGAAACGGAGUGUGUAAUAUUGCUGUAAGAAGCCGCAUUGUUCAGUUUAUAUUUGUACAUACUUGUUGCAAAUAUAACCGUGCUUGGUUUUCUUCUGGAAUAUGGAAGGGAAAUGCUCUCUAAUAUUCAGCUGCUGCUGCCUGUAAAGUGGCCCAUUGAAUGUGCUCUCAUUUAAUAGACUCCUAUGUGCAAAUAUUUAUACAAGGCCACACCUGAACAACCUGAGCUUAAAAACUGCACAUACUACAUGUAUGUCUCGUCUAUGAUAUUUAAGGAAAUAAAGGGUUAUAUUAAAACA
Messenger RNA from Carassius gibelio (silver crucian carp), 2317 nucleotides. Its product is annotated as BCL2/adenovirus E1B 19 kDa protein-interacting protein 2. The coding region runs from base 235 to 1329 and encodes 364 amino acids. Gene Ontology annotation, biological process: apoptotic process. The record is from RefSeq and is a predicted model, not a curated record. Lineage: Eukaryota; Metazoa; Chordata; Actinopteri; Cypriniformes; Cyprinidae. The transcript has 10 exons. Gene Ontology annotation, cellular component: cytoplasm.